Messenger RNA from Pyricularia grisea, 2407 nucleotides. RefSeq lists its product as uncharacterized. Lineage: Eukaryota; Fungi; Ascomycota; Sordariomycetes; Magnaporthales; Pyriculariaceae. Gene Ontology annotation, molecular function: iron ion binding; 2 iron, 2 sulfur cluster binding. The coding region runs from base 765 to 2072 and encodes 435 amino acids. The transcript is spliced from 2 exons. The record is from RefSeq and is a predicted model, not a curated record.
GUCGUGGGACCGGUAGGUGGUAUGCAACACCUCCGCAUCAAAGACGAAAAGAACGGGUAAGGACCCUCUAAAACUUCACUGGAGGCGGAUCCGGGGUUUCGUGAGUUUGCCGUAUCGGGAAAACUGGGUGGACACUGUUGCCACCAGGCAGCUUCUUUGGUGAUAAGCUCAUUACAGUACUACAGUAAUCAUCUCUUUUCUCCAACUCGGCACGGUCCGUAUUUCACAAAUCCCAAUGUCGGCGGUCUAGACUCUGGGCCCGGAAACAUCGAGUCAGCGGCAGCUUCGGCGUGGUAGUGCUUAUUCUCCGGUCAUGUGACCGGACAAGGCUAAUGUACCUCGCUACCUCCUUCUAUCAGCGAUAUCAGUGACGUUCGGGGAUUGGCAGGGUGUUCCCUGUCCUUGACGAGAUACCGUCGAUGCUUCUUUCGUUGUAAGGGGGGGAAGGGAGACGUAACCAUUGGAAACCGUGACUCCUGAACUACUCAUUCAGCUGAUGCCGGGGCACGGACUAGUAAUCCGGGUGUGCCUUUUUGGUGUGUAGGGGGAAGUUUUGGAUAAGAUAUAUAGAUGGUGGAAGGCUUGCCAUCAAUCAGCCUAGGUUCUUUUUGAUGUCAUGUACUGUUAUACUAGCUAGACGCUGUGAAUAUCAGUUGAAUAAUACCUUAUCACAAGCUUGAAAGCCUCUAAAACCUAUAGAGGGUAUCUCAAUCUAAUAUCAUUUGCUUGAAGCAAUCACCAAAAGAAAAAAACCAAAACACAAAAUGUCGCUCUUCAGAUCAUUCUUUGGCAAGCCCGCCGACGAUGCAUCAUCGCAGACCUCCCAGUCCUCAGAAAAGUCAGCCGUCCGCGCCCUGCCGGCGUCAUGGUACACAUCCCAAGACAUGUACUCUCUUGAGCGUCGCGCCAUCUUCUCGCGCAAAUGGCUUCUCACCACGCACAAGGCUCGCAUCCCCAACCCGGGCGACUGGGUCAAGUACAACGUUGCGGGCUACCAGUUCGUCAUUGUGCGCGAUCGCAAAGACGGCGAGAUCCACGCCAUGCACAACAUCUGCCGGCACCGGGCCUUCCCCGUCGUGACCAAGGAGGAGGGCAACAGCUACGUCUUUUCGUGCAAGUAUCACGGCUGGUCGUAUGGCCUCAAGGGAAACUUGGCCAAGGCACCGGGCUACCAAGAGAUUCCGGGCUUCGACAGGGCGCAGAAUGGUCUCUUCCCCAUCCACGUCCACGUCGACUUCAACGGCUUCAUCUGGGUCAACAUGGACGCGGGCGACAAGCCCGAGAUCGCCUGGGAUGAUGACUUCCUGGGCAUCGACAAGCAGGAGAGGUUCCAGCACUACAACUUUGAGGACUACGUCUACGACCACCAGUGGGAUAUGGAGGGCGACUGGAACUGGAAGAUCCUGGCAGACAACUACAACGAGUGCUACCACUGUCCGACUUCGCACCCGGACAUUCCUUCCAUUGCCGACCUGAGCUCGUACUACGUCAACACCGAGAAGGCAUACAUUCAGCACUUUGGCGAGCCGACCGAGGAGCAGAUCGCCAACGGGUUCCGGGUGGCAGCGACCUACUUUUGGCCCAAUGCAUCCAUGAAUGUUUCACCUCACUUCUUCAUGAUCCAGCGCUUCGUGCCCCUGGGCCCCACCAAGUCGCAGAUGCGAUACGAGGUGUACCGCAACAAGAACUCGUCCGACGAAGACUUCAAGACCAUCAGCGACAUGUACAAGCGCAUCAUGUCCGAGGACAAGUACCUCUGCGCCAACGCGCAAAAGAACAUCGACGCCGGCGUCUUCGUCAACGGCGAGCUGCACCCGGACCUGGAAAAGGGCCCGCUCUUCUUCCAAAAGACGGUCCGCGAGGUCGUGACGGAGCACUGGGAGAAGGAGCAGCGCGAAAACGGAGGCGAGGAGAUCUGGCCGGCCAGGCAAAAGGUUUCCGAAAAGGGAAUCGGCGAGGUCACGAAGCAGGAUGACAACUUUUGCAAGAUGGUCGAGUCGUGCGGCAGAGCAAAGGCUGGUAGUAUGGAUGAGGGGAGGAGGAUGUGUCUUGAUGAGGCGAUUGCUUUCUAAAAGUGAUCUGCAUUUUCUUUUAAAAUCUUGUUGAUGGCAUGAUGGGUUGAUGAUGGCGUUUUGAGCGUUGGAAAUUUUACUUUUUUAUUAUGAAGUUUAUAUUUAUUUAUUCAAGCGAGUUUGUUUUUCGAUCAUCAUUUAUGCUGGUUUUGCUUGUGCAUGGUGGUCACCUAUCUCAGCCACUUCGCAUGUCCAGAAAGGAAAUAAUUCGAAGAAGAUCAUCAGGAUAAAGAAGAUUCGUACAGUUUAUGAUUUAUCAUAUGAGCAAGAUGAUUUUCGUUCCAUCUCAUAGAUAAGGUAAGCUUUUUUAUGUAUGCCUGCAAAAAGAAAAUGUG